Messenger RNA from Opisthorchis viverrini, 309 nucleotides. RefSeq lists its product as hypothetical. Bases 1 to 309 code for a protein of 102 amino acids. The record is from RefSeq and is a predicted model, not a curated record. Lineage: Eukaryota; Metazoa; Platyhelminthes; Trematoda; Opisthorchiida; Opisthorchiidae. The transcript is spliced from 2 exons.
AUGAUCACUCUGUUGCGUGCGUUGCCACUCGAUCGAUCGAUAAACCAGACAGCUCCGGCUAAACCACAGACCAACCACUCGUUUUCUCUUCAAACGGAUGUGACACUAAAGGACGACACGAAGAAGGAAAUCAAUAAAUUAUUCGUCCUUGAGUUUUAUGCGUUUGUGCAGCAGAACUCCGGACCAGACGCUAUGGAUAUGCGAAGUGGUCAAGCGAGUCUCAGAUGGUCCGCAACUAAGGUAGAUGAAAUCGCAGUGUUUCAGUUUGCUAUCCAUUUCAGUGAACUGAAACUCGAAUCAGAUCGCUAA